Molecule: messenger RNA, 3630 nt
Organism: Stylonychia lemnae
Lineage: Eukaryota; Ciliophora; Spirotrichea; Sporadotrichida; Oxytrichidae
Source: the annotation of a GenBank genome assembly
AUGAAUUAUAGAUUCAUAAGAAUGCCAAAAGAGUAGAUAUCCAUAAGAAGGUAAACUGCUCUCAUCCAAGGAAAUAUUAUAAAGAAUCACUAACGAUUUAUUAAUGAGAAUAACAGUGGAAUGCAUGAAUUUGACACUUUGAGUAAUAUAAACGAAGAUUAAUUUAGAGCAACUUAGCAAAAGCUAAAAAUAUCCCAGAGAGCCAGAAAUUCAAAACUCAAACUUCACGGUUCACUAUUUGACAAACCAUCUACUGCAAAUACAUCUUAUAGAAUAGAAAAAAGAGGUUUAUUUAGAAAUGAAGAAUUUUCAAAUAAUCUAGGGACACCAAAAUACCAGUCAAAUGUUAAUUCGAACGAUAGACAGAGUAAUAACCUUAGUAGUUUCAAUAAGACUAUGAACUAUGAUGAUAUUAAGAAUUCUAAUCUAUCUGGGUCUUAAAGACUUUCUAAAAGACGUAAACAAAUAACUAAUUAGAUUAGAACAGAGAAUACUUCUCCUCAAAUUGGAGAUGGAUCUCAUAGAAAUCAGCAACCAUUGAAUUCUUAGAAUUACUUUGGUAAUUCAGUUAUAAUUAAUGAUACUUAUCAGCAAAUUUAAAGGUCUCUCUUAAUUGACAAAAAGAUAUUGAAUGAUUUAGGAGAAAGAUUGGUAGUCCCACCAUUUAAGAAUAAUAAAAAUAGAAAUCUUAAUGUUAAAAAGCCUCAUCUCCUGAACAGUAAACCUACAAUUGAGAGUAAGCAGUUCUAGAUUAAUACAAGCAGAGUAACAUAUCCUGAUAGCACUUUAGAAACUUAAGCUAAUACUGCUAGGUAGCUUAGGAUCAAUGAUAAAAGAAAGGAAUCUGUAGACACAGUAAUAGAUAAAGAUGUAGUGAAGUAAAAUAGUUACUGGCAUUUGUAAUCAACAAUGGAACUAAAAAAUAAGUUGAAGGACUUAAAAUCAUCAUUCAACGGGCUACCAAGCAAUUAAAACUAUGAAAUUGACCUAAAUCAUCUCUAUUAAACUGUAGCAGAUGAAAAAUAAGAAAUACCAUUCACGAAAGAUAAAUAAAGCCAGAUUAAUCACAGUUGCUUUAUGAUGGAAGAAAAAAAUAAAAUUCUGGAAGCUUCACAAAAGGAACAGCAUUAGAACUUUAAUGAAAAGAUUUAGGAUUGCACUAACGUUUACAGAUAAAUACUAAGAGCUGCAAAUGAUUUGUCUGGGAGAAAAGAUUUAGUCAAGCAAAUGUCUGUGUUUUGGAAAUCACUAGUCUUACUUCUAGAUAUCUUGGUAUAUAGAGAAAUUUAGUAGUUUGAUCAAGUUUAAGUUGAAAUAAAAAAUGAGAUAACUUAAAAGAUUGAAAUAAUAAAACAAGACUUCUCAACUGAGAUUGAAAAAUACAAAAAGGAUAUUGGUGAGAGAGACUUCGAGAUAAGAAAACUUGAAAAUAUGAUUGAUAAGUACAGACUAGAUGUAGAUCAUCUUCAAGGACUAUUGAAGGAAAGAGAUUAUGACUUAUAAAAACUUUAAGAUCCAUAUAGUCUUAUGGAAUUGAAGUGUUUAAUGGGAGAUCUUUAAAUGCAUAUUGAAGGUGUUUAAACAGUUAAAAAUUAGCAAUUUAGAGAAAUGAAAAAUUUUGUCAAUUUACUUGAUAACUAUGAAAAAGAUUACAAAUAAAAGUAAUAGCUUUAAAGAUUGAAAAUUACCCUUCCAAAAAGGAAAUUAAAAAAGACUACUCAAGGGACAAGUCAGCUAGAUCAUCAAUAAACAUCUCCUAACUAGCAAUCAAAUAAUGUGAUUAUAAGAGUAUAGAAAUAAAGUGUGACAAAUAAAUAUUCAAGCAAUAAUGUAACGCCAACCAAAGGAGAAAACUCCUUUGAUUCUUUCAAACAAAUGAUAAGCGAAGAUGAUGAGUUGACUCCCACUCAUAUAAAUAAAGUGCAAUACAAAGAACAAACUCUUGAUUUGCAUGAUUUGUGGUAGCGGAAUCUUGAUGUAUUGAAUGAAUAAAAAAUGUGCUUGGCCCAGCUGAAGGAAUUGAAAAGUUAAAAUAUAGCUCAGGAUGAUAAACUUUUGGAGAGCACAGUUACAAGCUACCUUGACAAACAGAAAGCAUAUUAGCAUGUAUCAUCAUUAGCCUAAAAAGAGAAAAAAGAAUAGCAAACUCAAACUGAUAAAAUUAAUUUUCCUAGAAAUUCUUCAGAUUAAAAUAUGAGUCCUUCAAAAUCUAAGACAUUUUUUAAAAAGCCGACUUUUUCUCCUUAAAAAUCUAAAUUUGGAGGACAAAGUGAAUUCAUUGUGGGAGUAGUGAGUGAAAGAAUAAACCAGCUUGCAAAGAAAUUUAUGAAUAAGAACCCAAUAAUGGAGAUUAUCAAGCAAGGCAUUAUGAAUACUAAAAAUAAUUAAGGGGGAUAGUAGCAAUAAUAACAGCAAGACACAAAGUAGAUGACUGAAUAAAACAUAAUUAAAAUUCUAGAUGAUGCAAUGGAGAGCAAGGUAAAGGCAGACUUAGACAUUGAAAAAUUAACUUUUGAAGAAAGAGACUACUAGAUUUUUUCAGUAUAUCUUUAUGACUCACUACUUAUGCAAUAUGGUCUAAAAACAAUUGCCAAUAAAAACAUUAUAUAGAUGAAUAAUGGAUUAAAGCUUUUCACAGGGACACCAUUUGGAUCCCUAAUCAUGAGAAUAUUGGGACUUUAGGAGCCUUUUAUGCUAAAAGAUUAAGUCUCAAUAGUAGUUAGAAGUCAUUUGUUCUUUAAGGAAGUCUAAUCUGACUGGGUAAAGAGAAUGAGUUUAAAAGGAACUGAUAAAAUACCUGAAGAUACAUUAAGUAACAUGAGAAAUGGUGGUGAAUGUAAUAUAUUUGAUCUAAUAGAUGAACUAAGAGUAGCAUUCAAGGACGACAGAGAGCUGAAUGACAGAAUUCUAUCCACUUUAAAACCUGAUAACUACAAAGCACUUGAUUAGAAAGAUAAGAAUAAAGUUAAGAAAUUCUAAAUAGAAUUCAGUAUACUCAAAAUAACUACUAGAAUAGCAAAACUUGGCAAAGAUCUCAAAUACAUUUAUGAUACACUUGAUAAAGAUAAGAGCGGCUCAUUGGAACCUAAUGAAUUACUAUUUGGGCUAAAGAACAAUUUCAAUGUGAUUUUGAGUUAUGAUGAAAACCAGGCCUUAACAAAAUAUCUUGAUGAAGAUGGGAGUGGUGAUGUUGAUUUCUCUGAAUUUGUUAAGAAGAUUAACCUUGGAGAGCUAUAGUAAAAGAUAAAUCAGUACACUAUAUCAAAAGUCUCUUUCAUUGACUUGAUGCUAAAAGAGUGGGAUUACUACCUAAAUAGGGAGAAGAAUAAGAUAAUAGAUUUGUUUAAGGAGUAUGAUGAUAAUGGAGACGGUGUUCUUGUUUUAGAUGAAUUUGAAACAUUGAUUAAGAUCAUUGAACCAACUAUUAAAAAGAAGAAAGUUCUGAAUCUAUUCAAAUAAACACUAGAAAAAUUUGAGGAAAAUCAAAAUGAAGAUGAUGCACUCAGUCCUGAUGCAUUCUGUAAUAUGGUCUAAUAUAAUAAGCUUGGGGGCUUUGGCAAAGAAUUCUUUAAUGAGUACUUUAGAAGCAAAGCAUAGUCAAAUACUAAAGUAAAGAAAUCAGCAAGAUGA